Messenger RNA from Lytechinus variegatus (green sea urchin), 1282 nucleotides. RefSeq names its product glycine N-methyltransferase-like. The transcript is spliced from 5 exons. Gene Ontology annotation, cellular component: cytosol. The record is from RefSeq and is a predicted model, not a curated record. Gene Ontology annotation, biological process: S-adenosylmethionine metabolic process; one-carbon metabolic process; regulation of gluconeogenesis. Lineage: Eukaryota; Metazoa; Echinodermata; Echinoidea; Temnopleuroida; Toxopneustidae. Bases 404 to 1231 code for a protein of 275 amino acids. Gene Ontology annotation, molecular function: glycine binding; identical protein binding; glycine N-methyltransferase activity.
AAGAGUUGUUUUUCCUUUUUAUAAAGAUACCUAAAACAUGAAAUUUAGCCAGUAUUUAGAGCAGCAAUGGCAGAACGUUCGUAAUAGGUCCAUGGGCAGAACAAAUACAAUGAAAAAUAGGCGUUUUGGUCCGCACCAAGCUAAUUAACAAUGCAAAAACGCUCUUGUCAUGAAUAUCACUUGGAUGAAUGAAGCUACUUUGGCUUGGCUUGCCGACUGACUGAUUGUGAAUAAACAUCACUUAUAGUCGAACUUGGCAGUCCAAUGGAUAUUUUUUUAGUAGCACGAUGCGGACAAAAGGUUAACAUUCUUUCACACCGAACUGCCUUGUAUACGGAAUUAUAAUAAGAAUAUUGAAAACUAGAUAUUAUUUUCGUAUAUUAAAAUCAACCGGUGAGUGAACAUGCCGGGUUCUUUAACCUUAUCCAACCAGUUUGAAGACAGAGAUAUAAUCAAACGAUUUGGCGUGAAAUAUGAACGAUCAGAAAGAUUUAAAGGGUGGAUGUUAGAACAACUAGACAAGUAUCACUGUCACCGUAUCUUAGAGGCCGCUUGCGGCGCAGGUGUGGAUUCCUUAUUGCUCUUGGAGAAAGGCUUUCAUGUCACUAGUUCGGAUGACUCCCAGCAAAUGGUUAACUAUGCAAGACAAGUUAAAGAGGAGAAGCAAAUUGAAAACUGGGAAAUAUUAAAGGCUAAUUGGUUAUCUCUGAGAGACGAUCUCCACGGGCUUGGAACAUUUGAUGCGGUAUUGUGUGUUUCAAGUUCCAUCAUCUGUCUCAUUGAUGAAACACCAGAUCUGGCCCUCUAUCGUCAGAGUUUCAAAAAUUUCAAAUCAAUGUUGAAACCCGGAGGGAUUCUCCUCAUCGACCAUAGGAACAUGGAUGCCGUCAUAGACCAAGGCAAACCGGUCAACAAGAACGUUUAUUUCAAGCACAAUUCAAUAGCUAAUAUGGAGUCCAAGCUUCUGACAAAUGGAGGAAACCCGUUUGCAGCAAAUAUUACAUAUGAUAUGAUCCAGGAACCAAGUGAUCGACAGGAUUCUCUUCCAUCUAAGGGGAUCGUUGAAAAAGUGACGAUCCCUUUGCAAGCAAUCCGGACGCAGAAAUUUACAAGUCUUCUGAAAGAGGUUUUUGGGGAAGACUGUGAAUACAACAUUUUUGCUGAUUUCAAGUCAUGUGGAGAGGUGGAUAUACCGGCAUAUUAUCAAUAUGUCUUCCGCAAAACAACAUAAAUCAGUAACCAGUUUACCUUGUGUCAGUGGAGGAUCCUGGAUUUUCCAAAA